This is a messenger RNA of Myotis lucifugus (little brown bat), 1387 nucleotides long. Its product is annotated as leukocyte immunoglobulin-like receptor subfamily A member 6. Lineage: Eukaryota; Metazoa; Chordata; Mammalia; Chiroptera; Vespertilionidae. The record is from RefSeq and is a predicted model, not a curated record. The coding region runs from base 257 to 1093 and encodes 278 amino acids. The transcript is spliced from 7 exons.
ACAGGGACAUCGCCCUGAGCUGCACAGGGAGAGGGUGAGUGUGUCCCUGCUGAUCUGAGCUCUGCAGGUCACAGGGACCCAUGUCUUCCUGAAGCGUCUCCAGGGCCGGGUGGCACUGUCCAUGGCGGCUGACGUGACAACCCCAUGACAGAGAGGAGGGCCUCCAAGUGACCACCACCCGUGUGUCUGUCUGUCCAUCUGCCUGGCACCAGGGCCUCCUCCAUCUGCUCAACUGAGGCCUCCGGGAGAAGACACCAUGACCCCCACCCUCAGGGCCCUGCUCUGCCUCGGGCUGAGUGUGGGCCUCAGGACCCCAGUGCAGGCAGGAGGCUCUGAGGACCAAUACCUCCCAACCACGGAGUCAGGCCCACAGAGGGGAGACGUUCCCAAACCCUCCAUCUGGGCUGACCCAGGCCCCAUCGUCACCAAUGGGGGCUCUGUGACCAUCUGGUGUCUGGGGUCUCUGCAGGCUGGUGCCUACGUUCUGUAUAAAGAGAGGGGCUCUGAGCCCUUGGAUACCAGGAUCCCACAGGACUCCAGCAACAAGGCCGGUUUCCUCAUUGAAGCCACGACCCAAUCCCAUGCAGGGCUGUACCAGUGUGCAUAUUACAGCACUGGGGACAUACUGUCAGAGCGGAGUGACCCCCUGCUCCUGGUGGUGACAGGAGUGGGCGAUGCACCCUCCCUCUCAGCCCAGCCAAGCCCUGUGGUGGCCUCAGGAGGGAACGUGUCCCUCUCCUGUAGCUCACAGUUCACAUCUGGCCCUUUCCAUCUGCUGAAGGAGGGAGGGGCUGACCCGCCCCGACACAUGGAAGCAGAACCCAGGAUGCAUGCUAGGAGGUGGCAGGCCAUCUUCCCUCUGGUCCCUGUGAGCACCUCCCAUGGGGGGACCUACAGAUGCUAUGGUUCUUCCACCAUCUACCCCAACGUGUGGUCACAGCCCAGUGACCCUCUGCACAUCAAGGUCACAGACUACACAGUGGAGAAUCUCAUCCGGAUGGGCGUGGCUGGCUUGGUCCUGGUGGUCCUCGGGGUGCUGCUGUUUCAGGCUCGAAAUGACACCAGAGGGACCCUCAAUGCAGCCAGGAUGUGAACACAGAGGCAACAAUGCACCGUUCAGAGUGGGGGAGCCUUGGAGCCCAUCUGAUGAGCCCAGGGGGUGCUGAAAGAGAAUGUGGACCAUAAUUGGGCAAACUGUCUUCUGAGAACGUGCAGGGGAGAAGACGAGGGUCCAGGAGAACGUGGGCCAUGUCUCUGUAGUGGACGCCCCCUCCAUCCACCUGGGUGCUCUCCCUCCCUCCCUGUCCUCGUUGACUCUCCCUCAUUGCCCUUCUGUUCUCACCCUGUGUGUGAGGGUCCAUCCCACCUGGCUGGUUUGGAUUCACAU